This is a messenger RNA of Dibothriocephalus latus, 831 nucleotides long. The record is from the annotation of a GenBank genome assembly. NCBI's taxonomy places the organism in Eukaryota, Metazoa, Platyhelminthes, Cestoda, Diphyllobothriidea, Diphyllobothriidae.
CAAGUAUUUUGCCCAAAACAUUUUUACCUGUAUACAGGUGAAAAAGACCUAGUCGUCAUCGGAUCCGGACCCGGUGGAUAUGUCGCUGCGAUCAAAGCCGCACAACUCGGCAUGAAAACCGUGUGCGUCGAAAAAUAUCCAACUUAUGGUGGCACCUGUUUAAAUGUUGGUUGUAUACCCAGCAAGUCUCUGCUCAAUAAUUCGCAUUACUAUCACAUGUGCAAGUCGAAGGACAUGGAAAAUCGUGGUGUUGACUUAGGGAACGUUAGUCUUAAUCUCGAGCGCUUGAUGGCUGCCAAACAAAAGGCCGUAUCCACGCUCACGGGAGGCAUUGUCCACUUGUUCAAAAGCAAUAAGGUAAUCGACUUUUGUAUCUAUAUUCUUGGCCCUGCAUUCAAGGGGGGGCAUACUUACAAGGAGUUGUAUAUCGAAUCGCCAGAAGAAGUGUCAUUCAAAAACUUUUUUGAUCUUAAUGAAAGCUCUUCGUCAAAAGACAACUUUUCGUUUUGCCUUUCCAUGCCUUCUCCUACCCCCAUGGUGGAGGGUAUCCAGGGUGUCGGUACGAUCGCUAGUCCGAAUGAGGUUGUUGUGAAAAAACCUGACGGAAGUGAAGAGAGGAUUUCGACAAAAAACAUAUUGAUCGCCACUGGGAGUGAUGUUACUCCGUUUCCUGGCAUUGAAGUUAAUGAAAAAACUAUUGUAACCAGCACUGGGGCUCUCUCUCUUCAAAAGGUCCCCAAACACCUCGUUGUCAUUGGCGCCGGCGUCAUUGGUGUUGAACUAGGUUCGGUUUGGAAGCGCUUGGGAGCUCAGGUAACCCACAAUCUGUAA